AUGUCUACAUUUCAAAAAUUAUUUAAUCGUUUUCUUGGUCAAUUUGAAGGAUCUUAUGAGCCAAAUAUAAAUUCUAAAAGUUCAAGUAAUUCAAAUCUAACAACAUUUCAACGUAGUCGAUCACUAUCAAAAGUAAUUAAUACACGUCGACAACGUUCAUUUGAAGUGUUUAAAAGUGGUUCAUCUUGUUUAUCAUGUGGUAUUAAUGAACAUGAUCAACCAGUAUCAAUCAAUAAUAUUGAUAAACUUGUAUCAAUAUCACCAAAACAAGAAUAUAAUUUUGAAACAAAAUCUUUAGUUAAUCAUAAUAAUGAAAAUUCUUUUUCACAACAACAUCAACAACAAAUUCGACAAAAAAGACGAGCAAAAACAAAAUUAAUUAUAAUACGUCAUGGAGAACGUGUUGAUGCUUUAUUUGGUGAUAGUUGGUUUCAACAAGCAUUUGAUGGAACAGGAAAUUAUCGACGUUUUCAUACAAAUUUACCAAUUAGUUUACCAUAUAGACAAAAUUUUCAAGAUUAUCGUUACGAUCCACCAUUAACUGAACUUGGUUUAAUACGUUCAUUUAGAACAGGUGAAGCACUUUAUCGUACAGGUCUUCGUAUUGAUUAUUGUUAUUCAUCUCCAUCAUUACGUUGUGUUCAAACAGCUGAUUCUAUUCUUGAUGGAAUGAAAUUACGUACAUUAGUACCAAUACGUAUUGAAUUAGGUCUAUUUGAAUGUGGUUUAUGGCAUAAAAGUAUUAUACCACAUUUUAUGUCAAUCAAUGAACUUGUUCUUAAUCGUUUAAAUAUUGAAACAUCAUAUAACAGUAUACAAAAAUCUUUAUCAACAGAUGAAAAUGAACAUGAUUAUUAUGAACGAUCAUAUACAAUAAUGCGUGAAAUCUUAUCAAAACAUGAUACAAAUGAUAUGAGUAUAUUAUUUAUUGGUCAUGCACCAUCAUUAGAAACUUUAACAAGACAAUUAAUUGGUGCACAACCAAGACCUAAUGAAUUAACACAAAUAGCACAAAAAAUCAAUUAUCUUUCAUUGACAAUACUCGAAGGACAAAGAAAUUCAUGGACAUUUGUGGAUGCUAUACUUGCCAAACAAUUUUGA
Rotaria sordida is the source of this 1101-nucleotide messenger RNA. The record is from the annotation of a GenBank genome assembly. Lineage: Eukaryota; Metazoa; Rotifera; Eurotatoria; Philodinida; Philodinidae.